AUGGAGGAAAAGCCUGUGCCUGCGCCUGUGGCUCUGAUUGCCGGUAUAACAGGACUUGUUGGGAGUACUCUUGCACAGAUCCUCCUCAAAGCCAAUUGGAAAGUCUAUGGAGUUUCUCGUUCUCCACAACAAGGCCUUUUCAUCUCCCCACAAACUGAGAAGAUGGAGUUAAUAGCCUGCGAUUUGACAGACAGAGAGCAGACCCUCCUGAAUCUUGCUCCUCUCACGGAUGUUACCCAUGUCUUUUGGCUCACCUGGGCUGCUCACAUGACAUACAACUCGUUAGAGAGCCAUACAGAAAACAGAAACAUGUUUUCAAAUGCUCUGGAUGCUUUGCUACCAGUUGCCAAAGGGGUGAAGCAUAUAUGCCUCCAGACAGGGACCAAACAUUAUGGUGGACCUCAUUUCCCCUUCACAGAAGAUUCUCCAAGGCAACCCAAUUCCCACAAUUUCUACUAUGGUCUAGAGGAUGUUCUGUUCGAUGCUGUGGCUCAGAAAAGAGAGAGUUUGACUUGGUCGGUGCAUCGGCCGGGAAUUAUUCUGGGCCAAUCUACAAGAUCUUUGUUUAAUGUGGUGGGAAGUCUGUGCGUGUAUGCUUCGGUUUGUAAGGCCCUGAACUUGCCUUUCCUUUUUCCUGGCACCCGGGUAUGCUGGGAGGAGCCAACCAUUGAUUUUUCCGAUGCCAUGCUUAUUGCAGAGCAGCACUUGUGGGCGGCUACUGAGGCUUCUGCUCAUAACAAUGUUUUUAAUGUCAUUAAUGGAGAUGCGCAGUACGCCACCUGGAAACAUCUCUGGCCUGUUUUGGCCCACAGGUUUGAGCUUCAAUUGCCGGAAGAUGAUGGGGAUUUAGUGGAUGAAUCCAUGAGCUUGGUGGACGCCAUGUCUGACAAGGGGCCUGUUUGGGAUCACAUAGUAAAGACUAAUUCUCUGCAUUGCACAAGGAUUCAUGACUUGGCAGAUUGGUGGCUUUUGGAUGUAUUGUUCAAGGUUCCAUUCAAGUUGUUGGCAAGCGGUAAUAAGUGCAGAGAGCAUGGAUUUUUCAAUACAUGCGAUACUGCCACGUCUCUUGCUUACUGGAUUGAUAGUUUGAGAGAGAGUAAGAUCAUACCCUGA
Cryptomeria japonica (Japanese cedar) is the source of this 1113-nucleotide messenger RNA. Its product is annotated as (S)-8-oxocitronellyl enol synthase CYC2. The transcript has a single exon. The record is from RefSeq and is a predicted model, not a curated record. Bases 1 to 1113 code for a protein of 370 amino acids. NCBI's taxonomy places the organism in Eukaryota, Viridiplantae, Streptophyta, Pinopsida, Cupressales, Cupressaceae.